AUGCCAUUUCCAUUCGUCCUACCGACCACCUCGGCCUUUUCCUUCUCCUCCUCCGUUAGCUGUGACUCUCACCCAUCGCUGCCCCUCAGCGCGAGCACUUAUCGCGGGGUUGUCAGAGACGCGCUCAAGAAGCACAAGAGACUUCCUCCCUCGUCUCAAACUGCAAAUCUAAGCACCGUCAUCUCUAGUUUAGAGAGCUAUCUCCCAUAUCUCAUCGCCAUUGACGCCGGCUUAAGUAAUCAGCCUGUUAGCAAUGAGACGGUCAACACAGUGCUGGAGUCGACCCCUUCCAUCUCAUGGAGACCAACGCUUUCUGGCGACCUUGUGCCUGGGCGUGAACGUCCCCGGGUAAACAUUAACUCAUUAGAAUAUGAGAUUUAUUUUACGCUGUCCACUUUGGGCUUCUCUCAUGUCCUCAUGGCAAGGGCCGCGCUGCAGCCUCUCUAUUCCACAACUCAGGAUUUCCAGGGGACACAAGAGCGGACAACCAUCAUGACAACAGCCACGAAAUACCUGCUAGAGGCCGCUUCCAUAUACGACUAUGCCGCCACAAGAAGUGAGCAGGUAAUUGGCAGCCCGCCUUGCGUCGAUGUUUCACCUGCCAUGCUCCGCGCUCUCGCUUCUCUCUGCCACGCCGAGGCAACACUGUUAGCUGUGUUAAAGGACGACCCUUACCCAGCAGCUGUGGCCCAGGACAGGAAUAAAAACGAUAAAGAGUGGAUGUUCAAAGCCCCCGACAUCCCCAAAGUUCGAGCCCAUCUCUAUGCUCGUCUGUGUCUCGCCGCAUCUGAGCAUGCUACCAAAGCCUCGGCAUUAUGCCAAUCAGCCAGGGCAGGACCAAGUGGCGUUAGCUCUGGAUUCUUGCGAUACUUGGAAGAUUCACGGCGGACUAGCCGAGCAAAGGCCUGUCGAUUCUUCGGAAUCGAUGCCGAGCUGGGUGGUGAGACGGCGGAAGGAAUUGCCUGGGCACGUGCUGGUUUACACGAGCUCGGCAUCGAGGUCAAAGACACAAAGAAGGGGCUGAGCUUGAGUCGUACGAUGAAGGGUUUUCAUGAGAAGAGAGAAGAUCGUCGAGUUGACAAAGAAACUACUUGGGGAGCCGAUGCUGGCAAACUGGAAGAGACAAGGAUCCUCGAGUUGCUAGACGCAAAAUGGAGCAAGAUUAAUGAUACGAUGAACACACGGCCAAUUCCGCCCAUAAACGCUUUAAUAAGCAAGAUGCCCUCGGGCCGUGAGAUUCACACUAUCAAACCAUAUCAGGUUCCUACCUUAGAUCGAGAUGUGCUGGAGGCCAUGCGAGCGCCCCCCGAACAGGGCGAAAAUGUUGGAGGAGAGUUUAGUUCCGAUGAUGAGACCCUGGUGGAAGGUUCCACGACAAGGAGCUCGUAUUAUUAA
Molecule: messenger RNA, 1395 nt
Organism: Trichoderma harzianum CBS 226.95
Lineage: Eukaryota; Fungi; Ascomycota; Sordariomycetes; Hypocreales; Hypocreaceae
Exons: 2
Coding region: 1-1395 (464 amino acids)
Biological process (GO): cellular response to pH
Cellular component (GO): plasma membrane
Source: RefSeq, a predicted model, not a curated record